UUUUGAUCAGUCAGUUGUGAAACGGUGUCGGCACGUGAAAGUUGAUUCAGUUUAAUUUGACUUUGUGGGUUAACAUAUAAAAAAGAGAGAAAAAAUUUAUUUAACAAACUUACCUGUGCGAUUCAACUCAUUUAAAAAACUGAUUUGCGUCGUACAUUUGUUUUUUUUUCGUUAUCGUAAUUACUACUUUUUUAUCGUUUAUUAGGCAGUUUAACUUAUAAAGUAAAGUCGGUAAUGUUGAUGUGACGAUUCGUGUGACGAUCCAGAAUGAUGAUGAUGCAUUUCAUUCACAUUCGACCAUUAAGACUUAAAGAAUGAGCCAUCGAUUCGUUAUCUGAAUGUGUUGUAAAUAUCUUCUACUUUUUCGGUUAAUGUAGCACACAUGGUCUACAGUAAUUAUAAUACAUAAAAUUGCGCUAUUGAUUGUCGGUUGAUGAACAACGCUAAAAAAAAUUGUUGCGUCGUUUGCAUACAACUCGGUUUGAGUAAAAAUAUGAUGAUUCAAUACAAUGUUUUGAAUGUUAAUACUACAGCAGUGAUACAUACGAAGUAAACAAUAGAAUGAUACGUGUUAUACUGGUGGCAUUGUUUAACAGAAAAAAUAAUUUCUAUAUCGAAUAUCAAAAACAAUAAUCCAAUGCGUAAAGAGUAAAUACAUCCAUAAAUAACACAGUGCUGGAUAUAAAAAAAAAACCGAGCUGUUUACUUUUUGUACAUAAUGAACAUCAGUUGUAUAUUUUAAUCUUCCAAGUUAAUACUUGUCGAGAAGGUUGGAAACCUGUGCGAGUCAUUUUAUAGUUUAUAACUGUUUUCUAUGUAGUAGUUAAGUGAUUUUCUGCACAAAACGUAAAUAUUAAUAUCGAAAACGUGUUUCUAUCGACGAAUAAAAUUCACAAUAAAAAUUUCUGAAUUUUCCUGAUAUUAUUCAGUGGUAUUGUAAAACAUGAGUGAUACGGUGUUAGCAGUUUUGCACAAUUCACAUUAAAAGGAAACCAACCCAGCCAACGUUUUAAUAUACUAAGUUCAUUUUUGUUGCUUUCUCACAACCGCUCUCCAAAUAAUCAGCAUCGAUAAUGGGUUCUCGAACGGCGGAUUGUCGCAAAUUUUCACCAAACAUCUUCAAUAAAAGUAAAUGCACACAUUGCUUUCGCCAGCGUGAAGAGCACAGUGCUGCAGCAUUGGAAUGUAAUCGGGCAUCACGCAAAGUUUCGAAAUGUGGAUAUCUUUUUGUGGCACCAGAUUGGGAUUUCAGUAAUCCACUGUACAGAACCAAGCGAUGGCAGAGACGAUGGUUUGUGUUAUAUGAUGAUGGCGAAUUCACAUAUUCGGUGGACGAUCAUCCCGAAACAAUACCGCAAGCAUGCAUUGAUAUGACAAAAGUGCUUGAAGUUUCGACCGCCGAAGAUGUGACCGGCCAUUUAAACUCAUUGGCCGUUACAGCACCCGAUCGCGUAACAUUCGUUAAAGGUACAUGCCCCGAAGAGGCGAAAUGGUGGUUAAACAUACUAUCGGCUUUCCCGAAAACAAAGGGACGCCAUAAGAGGAAUGCAACAUUUCCUGGUGGUCAGGCAACAACAAUUUUGCAGAACCAGCCAUUGCAAUCAGGUCGAAGCCGGCAUAAUUCAUAUCACAAAGACACCUUACCAUCGUCGGUCACUAACUUAGAGGCCAUAUCGUCUUCGUGGAGUGCAUCAACAACGUCUAGUCCAGCAAAUGAAAAUAACAUUAAUGCAAACAACGAAAUGAACAACAACAAUAAUAAUAGAGUGUACAAUGAUCAACCAAUUUCAUCAAAGUCACCACCUACUCGUGAUAAAAUACAUCCGGAGGUCAAAGCCCAAGCUCGGAUAAGGAGUCGUAAUCGUGGCCAAGAUGCAGUUGAUGCAGCAACUCUUCUCAUCGAAGACGCACUACGUGAGGAUAAAUUAAAAGAUAUCGCAAACACCAUCACAAACAUCAGUCAUCAUUCUAACAAUCGCUGGAGUACUCAAUCAACCGAUGAAAAACCAACACGAGACGAAAACACCUUCCCAUGCGAUUACAGUUCAUCCAAAAUUCAAUUGCGACCGAAAUCGCUUAACAUAACAUCGUCAACAGCGCCAUCCAUUGUAUCGGCUAUAGUGAAAAAAGUUCCGGCAUCCGGUAAAGCGGAUGUUAUGUCACGAUUAAAUUCUAGUCAGAAGCUUCAACAACAAUCAAACGAACGUGGUGAUCCGGAUGGUGGAUGUAAUAUGGAUGAUGUAUCAGUCAAUUAUUUAUCUAAAACGUCAGAGCUAAGGGUUAAAUUACCUGCUGAGGAAUUGUUGAAUUCCAAGAAAGGCUGGCUGAUGAAGCAGGAGCCACGAUCGGGAGAAUGGUCAAAGCACUGGUUUACGCUACGUGGAGCUGCGCUUUUUUACUAUCGUGAUCCAAUGGCUGAAGAACGAGGCGUUCUUGAUGGUGUACUCGAUGUGAAUGGCUUAACGGCAGUUUGUGAAGUACCAGUUGCUAGAAACUAUGGAUUUCAGUUAACUACUUGGGACAAUCGGAGAAUCGUCUUGUCUACUGUCAGCGCAAAUAUACGUAAUAAUUGGUUGAAUGUACUGCGUAGUGCAGCUGGUCUGCUAAUACCAUCUAAACAACAGUGCAAGAGUGACAAUGAUGAAAACAGUGUGAAUGAAGUCAUUAUAAAAGACAAUACCAGCGAUGAUCUGAAAAGUGAAAUUGAAAAGGAUUUCAUUAAAGCUCAGCGACAAGAUAGUACUGACACCACUGGUACUGAAGCUUCCUCGCCCACUAGUAGUAAGACAAUCACUCCAGUUACCCCAAUGACACCAAAAUCAAUACUUUUUUCUUCAGAUGAAGAGUAUCGCACUGCCUCCGAAGGAGGACGCCGUGAUAGUGUAGACUGGGGAUCACCAAUGUCACCAUCGCCCCCAAUACCAUUGCUAUUGGCUAGAGCGAAAGAUAGAAUUCGGUCACGAUCCAGUUCGCAUACAAGAUUGCACAAACGAAGUCGAUCAUCGCCACCAAGCUCACGGCGUAGUACCAUCGACAGUGUCGGAUCCGAUGAUUUACCAGUCAUUCAUCCGGUUCAAGAAGAAUUGAAUAUUGAUAGAGAGUUACAUUUAAGAUUGGUAGAAGCCGAAAAGGAAUUGAAUUUUCUGAAGGAAGAGGCUCAAAAUCGGGACACUAAAACUUCAGAGUUAAUUACGACCCUAGAACGGACUGAGAUAAAUCUGGGAUCGAAAAUUAGAGAAGCAGAAGAGGCUAGAGACAGUUUGGCAAAGCAGUUGAAUGAAAGUAGAAAGAAGGCUGAAGAAAUAAUCACCAGAUUGUCCACUGAAUUGGAAGAGACCCACUGCCGUUGCAAAGAGCUGGAGGAUCGGCUCAGCAGAGGUAUUGAAGAAAACGAACUGCUUUAUAAGAAGAUUCGCGACAUUGAAGGUGGAUCUGCGUCCAGUCUCACGAAUCUUAACAGAAAAAUCAAACGCGUUGAUUCGUUAAGCGAUCUGACUAGCCUCAGUGACAUCGAUCCGUACUGUAUGGAAAGAGAUAUGUUGGCAGAUGAGUACAAUGAACUGAAAAGCCGAUUCGAAAAGGCUGUCAACGAGAUCAGAGCGAUGAAGAAGGAACUGAAAGAAUCUCAGAACGAGUACGAUACUUUGGAAAUUACGCAUGCCACGCUACGUCAAGAUUUAGAGCGGAAAGAAUUGCACGACAGAUCUCAAGUUCAGCUGAUGGGAGAACGAAUUCAAGAUUUAACGCUGAAAUAUUCCAAUUCCGACCGGCAAGUUCGAAUGCUAAAGCAAAAACUAUCCAAAUCAGAGAAGAGAAGAUCUCUUUCGCUUAAAGGACGGGAUUCGAUGACGGUUCAAAAGGAAUUGGAGGAUAAGGUUAGUGAGUUGGAAUGUAAGAUUGAUGCUCUAGAAACAACACCAUCGUCAUCUGACACUACGAACGCACCAACUCCAAAGACACCCACCUUCGCCGAAGAAAGGGCUCUUAAACGAGCGUCUGCACGCCUCAGAAGAAAGAGUCUCGACAGCAACACUUCGGAAGCGGUACAAGUGAUGCUGCGACUGAACACACUUGAGAAACGGAUCGAAAAAACCACAUCAACAUCCACUACAGCCAAUAAAGAGUCUACCAAUUAUGUAAAUAGCAGUUCUAGUCCAAAGAUGUCUGAGCAUUUAAUCGACAGGCUACGAUCAUUAGAAAGUGUUGUCAUCACAAGCAAAGAUCGUAUCGAGCAGAGCCUGCAACAACUGCAAUGUUUGAAAACAUCCAAGUCGAGGCGUUCAAUGUCACCGAUUGCCGAUCGGAAAGACUCAUACCGCUUUAUUGAACGGUGUUUGUCGGAAGCUGCUAAGAUCUUGAAAGACACUUGUGAAAAUUGCAUCAUCGACGAUUGUUCACAGUCUGGAAAUAUGAUUCUGCUACCAGAAACGAAUCCGAUCAAGUUGGCAUUAACACAACUAGAGGCUCAAUUGCGAGGUAAAUUGAAUGAUCUGCUGAAGCAGCGUCGAUUUUUGCGUGAACGAAACGAACUGUCCGGGCGAAAGAAUCUGGAACUGUUGGCUGAACGCAUUGCAUAUGAAAGUGUUUGUUUCGGCAAGCUUCGUGAUGCUAUUAAUCGUGCCGAAGAUCCUACACAAUUUGGUGAAAAGCAGACCAGGGCUGAGGCUGCAGAGACGUCUCAGAUGAUGACAUUAUUGAAGGCAAAACUCAGUGGUAAAUGUGCCAUUAAAUCGAACAGUACCAUUGAUAUACUUGCUAACGUAUUGGCACGACGAUUAGUGCUAACCGCCAACCGAACUGGCCAAUUUAAAGUACCGGAAAUGGCACCAAUUAGUUCGCAUAUAAUGGACGAUUUGUUGCGACAACAAAACGAACUUCAUCUCAUUGCUAAACGGUACAAAAAUAAUGCAAUGGAAAAUCUGGCAUGUGGUUUGGCAGCUGAGACACUUAGCUACAUUUCAUCCAACGAUGCCGUCCAAGGGGCCGUACAGGAAGCUUGGCGACAAGCACAAGAGGCCGUCAAUACGGAAUUGGUUCAAUCAGAAAUUGCUCACAUCAUGAUGCGAAAUUCGUCCAGACUCGAGCACUCACUCACGCCGUCAUUCGGUUACACGCUAACGUCACAGGAGCGUGUGAGCUUCGAGAAUUUUGCGGAUGCUGUUCAAGACGCACUUCGCAAUGAAAUGGACAUUGCCAUAGCCCAACUGACGCAAUGUUAUGAAGAAAGUUUGACGAAAAUGAAACGAGGUCAAUGGAGACUGCAUCUGGAACAAGAACGAAAAUCGAGUGAAGGACGACAAUUAUUGGCAGAAUUUGCCGAUAUUGUUGCACACAAGGCCUUGGUCGAUGCAAGAAUUUCAGUCCUGAAGGGAGAAUACAUAUCCAAAGAUGUAACCUUAUCCAAAGAUAGUACUUUUAGUCUCACCACUCUGCAAAAAUACGAAAAGUUAUUCGCCGAAUUGGCCGCUGAUUUGCAAAUUUCAAAUCCGGACGAUAUUCUGGCCGAAGCUGAUUUCAAUUUCAUGUACAAGCAUUUCACUACCGAAUUCAUUACGAAUAAAAAUGAGAUUCGAGAAGUGUCGGAUGUUCUUCACCGGCUCGAGCAGACCGUUGUUAUGUUACAAAGUACAUUAAAUCCGAAUACAUGCGUAUCAUCAUCGCAUGUCGAGGCCGUCACAUUGCACGACAUUUGCAACAAAUGUAAAGACUUGCAGGACCGUGUCGAACCAUUAAUUCCAUCCGCAUUGAGUCUACGAACAUCAUGUGACGAUUGUGAAAAACUUAAAGCUGCCAUUGCUGAUAUGGAUGCACAACAUCACAUCGAUCUGGACGAUAUGCGAAAAGUACAUGCCAACGACUGCGAUGAUUUGCGUCAACAAUUAAAUGAUCAAUUGUUGAUUACUAGAGCUUUGGAAGAGGAAAAACAUCAAGUCUUGAAUCAGUUGAGCGUUGAACGCGACAUAUUGUCACAUCGGGAAGAGGAAUUGAAUGAAAUCACCAAGAAACUGGAAAAGCAAGAGAUUGAGUGCCAUUUAAGGGAUGAUGAAAACUUUGAACUGGUUGAAACACUUGAGGAGGAACGGCAACGUACUGCUAUUGCGACAGAUGAAUCGAAAAAAUUGCUGGAACAAAACAAAGCCCAGACUGAUGCCUACAAUGCACUGCUACAGGAACGCGACUAUGUUCUGGAUCAAUUGGAGAAAGAGCGUGAACGGGUCCGAAAAUUGGAAAAGAGACUGGAAUUGCUGCAGGAGGAGCAAUCGCAGCAGAUUGAAAGUUUGCAUGCUGCAUACAGGGAACAGCAAAUGUCGAUGGACAACGUCAAUCACGAAAAAGAUGAGGAAGCGAGCUUCAAAUUGCGAUACCAAACCGAAAUCGAACAACUGAGGACUCUGUGUGAAAAAGGCCUGGUUGCAAUGGAAUCGUCUCAUAGAAGAAUCAUCAACGAUUUGGAAGAAAAACAUCGCCAGGAAAUUCAGAGAUUAUUGUGCGAAAAAGAACAGGCUCUUGCCGAAGAAACUCAGGCAACAUUAGCUGCACUGGACGCAAUGCGAAAGGCCCAUCAAAACGAGGUUCAAAGAGAGAUUGCCCGAUUCAAGGCGGAAUUCGUUCGGCAAUUUCAAAAAGGAGGACAGCCCUCGGAGGCGUACAAGGGAAAUGAAGAGGAACUAGACGAAGUGCGAGAAGAAAUUCUGUCCUUGUCCGAGAAAUAUUCCAUUAAAUGUGUGGAAGCUGCAUCCUUAGAAGAAAAAUGUCGCCUAGCAACGCACCAGUUAAAACAUUUCCAACAACAUGUUCAGCAGCUGGAAACGAGAAAUAAGCAACUUCGAGCUCAUCUAGCAUCUGAGGAGUCUGAUUACUCUCACGGUCCUUCAUCGAAAGAAUCGACACCUAGCUGCAAACAAGAGCAUGUCGACGAUGCUCAGACUUCAUUUGAAAUAGAAGAAACUUCGAAAGAAAAUUCAUUUUCUCAGCACUCGAAGAAAGAAAUUCAUCCGCGGUUAAGUUAUAACGAAGGAAUAAAGCUAGCGUCGCUAUUCAACCAACCCCAAGCCGAAGAAACGACCACAAAAAUGUUUGUUCCAAAAAUCACAACAAUGCGACUACGACUGGAUAAAACCCGUUGUCCAACAGCCAAUAACCAAACCAUCACCAAUAACAAUAUCGACGACAAUGAUGUGUUGAAAAUGUGUUCACCCCCUCCCUUAGAUGGGAAGGACGUCGAACACAAUAUUCGACGAUUCGAAUUAGAAAUUUAGAAUCCAAAAUUAUUGAAUUGAGAUGAGGAGGAAAAUUAAUCAAUUUUUUUUUGCUUUGUCUAACCAAUACACAACAAAAUGGACAAUUUAAGAUUCACUGUUUAGAUGUACCAUUUUGUUCCACUUUAUUAAUUUAUAAUGUUUGUAAUUGAACUAUUUAAGAAGGAGAAGAGGAAGAAAAAGUUUUUUUUGUUUGCAAAUGUUGGAAAAUUAUUUAAAAGAAUCAAUGAAAAUGAAAUUUAUUAUGAGAAAUGAGUUGUGAAAAUAAAAAAUGAAGAAAACCUUUGUGCCUUAGGGUAGUACUUUUUGGAACACAAAUCUCCAGUUAAAACAACAAGACCAGUAAAUCGAAAUAUCGUUAAAGCCACAGAAUGGAUCAAUUAAUUAAUUAAUUAAAACCCCAUUCUACCACUGAUUGCAGUAGUCAUCUGAUUCAAUUUCACAGACACCAUUGACUGUGUGUAAGUUAAUAUUAUUUUUGGGACAUGAAUCAAGACGUUAAGUUAAUUUUUGCAAUGUAGAUUGUAAAGAGUGAUUCAGUGCCUCAGGACAAAUUGGAGUGCGAAUAGAUACUUAUCCUAUUGUCUGUGAGAUUCCCAGUGUCACUAAACCGUUUCAAAAAUGAUGCCCUGUAACCAGGGCCUAUUGUCUAGAAAGGAUUCGUGUUCCUUUCCAGUUAAUUUAAAAAAUUAAAGAAAACGAAAAGCUAAACUAAAAGUCUAAUUUGAUUGUAAAAGUCCAGUGUCUUUCGUAAAACGUAAAUAGCAAAAAUUGAAAAAUAAAAAAUAAAAAUAUUUACCAAAUAACCGAAAUGUUACAUACCCUUCGAUCAUCCUAAACUUAAUUAAUUUGCCUUUUUGUUUCCUUAAAUAAUUUAACAUCGGUCCUAAUCCGAAACGAUUAAACGAAUAUUCAAGAGAAAGGACUCAAUUUUAUUUAAAUCUGUAAAAUGUUUCGGUUUAAAAUUCGAUGAAUUUAUAAAAUUUAGG
This is a messenger RNA of Bradysia coprophila, 8248 nucleotides long. It is a transcript of the gene osp, whose product is annotated as myosin phosphatase Rho interacting protein outspread. The record is from RefSeq and is a predicted model, not a curated record. Gene Ontology annotation, cellular component: actin cytoskeleton. Gene Ontology annotation, molecular function: actin filament binding. Lineage: Eukaryota; Metazoa; Arthropoda; Insecta; Diptera; Sciaridae.